ACAUUCGGGGCCCGUAUUGCAACCCCUCUGCAUCCUGGAACUCCAACAGUCGCAUUAAAAGCCAGCGAAACGCCCUUUGCGCAUCUGCUACAAGGGAAUAUUCAGGCAGUUUGUUCGCAGCAACCGUCGAGUUCAGGUCAAGGAAGUAACGGUAAUAAUACUGCAAACGAAUCUUCCUUUCAAUAAACUGCACUCACAAUUUCCUCCACUCUUCAGUAAAUAUAAACACACAAGUUUCCCGCGUCUACAAAGAAAAGAAAAGUGUUCCAAAUUCAAAAAAGAAAAAACAAUUUUUUUUCUCAAAAUAAUAGAAACAAAUUUAAAAUAUUUUUAAAAGCAAUUUGAAAAAGUGCCAGAAAAUUGAUUUCAACACAAAGACCACCAAAGAUAAAGGAAGUAAAUAAACCAAAAAGAAAAGCAAGUGAAAAUCAAGGAUGAAGUGAAAUCGACAAAAUAUUCUAAACACAAUGAAGGGAAUAAGUGAAGAAAAAAUUUAAAGUGAAGACAAAAAAAGAAAAAAGUGAAAAUUCAAAAAAUCAUUUUUUAAAAAAUGAAAAUUGAACAUAGAAGACAACAAAGAAACAAGUGAAAAUAGAAUAAAUUCUCAAAAAUCGAAAGUUAAAAACAAAUUUAAAAAAAAAGGAAAAUAAAAUUGAAAAGAAGAAAAAUAAAAAUGUGCAUAAAGAGCUUUUCGGAAAUUCAGAGACCAGUAGCGCCGCUACGUCCGUCCGUGACCCGGUCCUUGGCAACCUGGCAAACCCCCACCUUCGUCAGUAGUAUCAUCAUUUUACUGAUAAAUCGUCGUCAAUAAAAUUCAAAGUAUCAUAUAAAAACAAACUGCUACGAAUUAAAUGCAUUCCAAGCAGUUCAAUGAUCGGCUAUGCAUAUACAGUGUCAUUCAAGUGAACCGGUCCGGGGUCAAAUAAUGUGACUUCAACUUUCCCCAUUGAUUGGAAUCAGCUUUCAAAAGAAGAAACUGCACACAAAGGACAAAAAGAAACAAAAAAAAAAAAAAAGAAGACGAAGAAGAAUAAGCAAAAAUGAAUCAUCCAAAUGAACCAACGCCAGUGCACUGUUAUACAAAUCCAUCCUUUUGCCGACAAUCCGAGUUCAUUCAUGAUGACAGAAAUGAUCUCCCGCCACCUCCACAAUUUCAGGGAGACGAUCUUCCCCCACCUCCACCGCCACAACAGCUGCAGAUGCAACAUCAUCAAUAUGGACAAACUAAUGCUGCCUUUCAAAGUCAGCCGGAAACUGCAGCCGAGAUACAAAUGCGAAAUAAUCACUCAAUUCAAGAGCGUUAUUGUUAUCUCGAAGAGACGGGACCACCAGCAGCAGCAACAACAGCAUCAUCAUCAUCAUCAUCAACAACAUCAUCUAGUCACAGAAGAUAUGGCAGUCUUCCGGUUCAAGAACAACGGGUGACCUACAAUGUACAAUCCUCGAGAUAUGAAUACAUUCAGGACGAUGCUGCUGAGCGAGCUCAAUUGCAAAGAACAGGCUCAUCGAGAUAUGAAUUUAUACCACAUCAACAGGUGCUUCGUUCUGCUCCGCCGGUCAACCAAGAGAACAACAACGGACAACUGCAGCUGCGUACGUGCCGGAACAACGGGGCACGAUACGCUGUUGUACCGGGUGACCAAGACUAUCAGGAGAAUGAAACUACAUGGAAUGGUGCCAAAGUCAUUUCCCCCAUUCGCCGGCAAAUUAGUACACCACAAGGUCGAUACACCAGUUUACCUUUAGAGGAACCUCCGGCACUUCCAGACAGAAAUAUUUCUGAAUAUCCAGCAUCACCUCGAAAUAAUAUUGCCACUCAAAAACUCCAUGAAAUUUUGACCACACCCAGAAAACCCAGGUCAAGAUCAGAAGAAAGAACAUUAUCGCCCAAAAGACAUCACACAGCUCCUCAAACUGGAACACCUCAAAGAAGAGCAUUCAGUCCUGGAAAUUCACCAUCAGGUCGUGCUCUAAGUCCAAAUCCUAGAGGAACGCCACAUGGAACACCGCAAAAUAGAGCAUUUUCGCCAAAUGGACCACAGACUUCAACCCCAAAUAAGGAAUCUUCAGCCAGACGAUGUUUACCACUCAACGAAAGUUCAUCACGUCAACAAGAUCUCUGCCCUGCAUCCAAUUGUGGUAAAUUACGUUAUGUGGGCACUGCUCCGACAGACUUGGUUCAAUUAGAUCAGGGAUAUUCAAUAUCCCGAUAUCAAUAUCUUCAAAGCGGAACAGACAUGACGCCAAUGGUAUCCAGUCCACUCAAAUACCAAGUUGUAUCACCUGAUCAAAAAAGAUGUGGUUAUCAAAGCGUUGAAAAUGCAUUUAUCGCAAGAACUGCUGUCGUUCCUCCACUAUCGCCACCCACCAGUGAAGCGAAUACUACGAUGGUAAGUGGAGCAGAAAAGUAUCACAAAAAUAGUGCACCACUUCUUUUGGUACUCGUUGGAAUUCUCACCUGUGGCUUGGCGUAUUACUUGUCCUUAACCCAAGGAAGAAUGUAUUAUUUUGAUAGCGCCAUCGUUUGUGGAUUAUGUUGUGCUCUAGCAGGUGCAUCAAGAAGUUUGAGGAAAACUUGGACGGGUUUAGGUUUGGCGGGACUCUCGGCAUUAAGUUGUGCAGGACUUUUGCUCCUUGCAGUAAAGGGGCCAAAAAAGGGAACUCCUCUUCACGAUGUAACAGCAGGUGCACUAUGCGGAGUUUCUAUUUUAGGUGCUUCUCUUGCUCUAUUGGCAGUUCUUAGACCUAGAUGUAGUUGCGGUCGACAUAGAAGAGUUCAUUCUUGGAUACCUAGAUUUUCACCCUAAAUUUUAUUUUAUUAAUCUAGUGCACAUAAAUAAUACCUAAUAAUAAGCAAAUAUGCAUUUUGUAAAAAAAUGAAAGAGCCUUACAUUGUACAUUCGAAUAUCUCAAAAGGCUGAAAUUUUAAAAAUAAUCCUAAAACUAAAAAACAAGAUUUUGACUUUUAAAAACAAAACCAGAGUUUUAUAUCAUAAACAGCUCAAAUCUUUUUUUCAUUAACGUUUUUACGAUUAAUGUUAAUUAGGAAUUAAUUUUUAAUGUUAAUAAAAAUGAGUCUGAUUAACAAUAGGAUAUUAAUAUAAUUUUUUUUAUAAUAAUAAAAUGAUGAACGUAUCAUCCUGACAAAAGGAUAGUUUUUAUUUUAUUUGCAAACGAUUUUAAAGACUGUGGCUCAUUCUUAUUUAUAUUAAAACAUUUGUAAUUUUAUAAUAAUUGUGUUCAAAAAAGAUAAACUUGGUAACUAUUUU
This is a messenger RNA of Leptopilina boulardi, 3269 nucleotides long. RefSeq lists its product as uncharacterized. The transcript is spliced from 5 exons. Lineage: Eukaryota; Metazoa; Arthropoda; Insecta; Hymenoptera; Figitidae. The record is from RefSeq and is a predicted model, not a curated record. The coding region runs from base 1041 to 2807 and encodes 588 amino acids.